Lachancea meyersii CBS 8951 is the source of this 951-nucleotide messenger RNA. The record is from the annotation of a GenBank genome assembly. Lineage: Eukaryota; Fungi; Ascomycota; Saccharomycetes; Saccharomycetales; Saccharomycetaceae.
AUGCACAGAACCUACUCUUUGAGAGCCCAAAGGGCGCCAACUGCCUCCCAAUUAGCGAGCCCCGCUCCCCCUCCCUCAUCCACCAGGUCUAAAUUCUUCGGUAAGGCCUCCAUCGCCACCUCUUUCCGCAAGAACGCAGCUGGUAACUUCGGCCCUGAUUUGGCCAGGAAGCUGUCACAGCUCGUCAAGACCGAAAAGGGUGUUUUGAGAGCUUUGGAAGUUGUCGCCAUGGAGCGUCGUGCCGCUGCCAAACAAUUGUCUCUAUGGGGUCUGGACAACGACGACGACGUUUCGGAUGUCACCGACAAGCUCGGAGUUCUCAUCUACGAAUUGGGUGAGCUACAAGACCAGUUCAUCGACAAGUACGACCAGUACCGUUUGACUCUAAAGGGCGUCAGAAACAUUGAAGCCUCUGUGCAGCCUUCUAGAGACCGUAAGCAGAAAAUUACGGAUGAAAUUGCCCGUUUGAAGUACAAGGAGCCAACCUCUCCUAAGAUUCCCGUGUUGGAACAAGAGCUUGUUCGUGCUGAGGCCGAGUCUUUGGUUGCUGAAGCUCAACUUUCAAACAUCACCCGUGAAAAACUAAAGGCUGCUUUCAACUACCAGUUCGACUCUAUUCGCGAAUUGGCCGAAAAAUUCGCCCUCAUCGCUGGAUACGGUAAGGCACUACUGGAAUUGCUAGACGACUCUCCAGUUACCCCUGGCGAGACCAGAUUGGCCUACGAUGGUUAUGACGCCUCCAGACAGAUUAUCAUGGAUGCUGAAACGGCUUUGGAAGGCUGGACCUUGGACGCUGCUGUUGUCAAGCCAAGCUUGUCUUUCCACCAAACUGUUGACGAUGUCUACGAAGACGAAGUCGAGGGUGAGGAGGAAGCUGCUGCCGCUGAAGAAGAAUGGGCCGGCGAACACGAUGGUGGUGAGGAAGAAGUCGAAGCUGCUCCAAGAGUUUAA